Messenger RNA from Setaria italica (foxtail millet), 1465 nucleotides. RefSeq names its product probable purine permease 11. The coding region runs from base 127 to 1287 and encodes 386 amino acids. Gene Ontology annotation, molecular function: purine nucleoside transmembrane transporter activity. NCBI's taxonomy places the organism in Eukaryota, Viridiplantae, Streptophyta, Magnoliopsida, Poales, Poaceae. Gene Ontology annotation, cellular component: membrane. The transcript has 2 exons. The record is from RefSeq and is a predicted model, not a curated record.
ACUCCAUUGUUCAUUAGCAAGAAGUGUUAGAAAAACAACCGGAGACAGCUGAGGCAGAAGAGAAGAGAAGCAGCCUCUCUCUCAACCUGGUGUUGGAUUUCAGUCGGGACCUUGGCACCCGGCAGCAUGGCGCAUGCUCAAGAAAUUCAGCUCCAAAUCAGAGGCACUCCAGACGAGGAAUCCGUCCAUGACGCCGGCCGCGAGGGACCCAAGGCCGCCACGCGCCGGCCGACGACGAGAGGCGGCUUGCGAUGGUGGAUGACGGUGGCGGUGGACAUGCUCAUGGUCCUCUGCGGGACGACCGUGGCCACCCUUCUCGGCCGCCUGUACUACAACUCCGGCGGCAACAGCAAGUGGAUGGCCACGCUCACGCAGUCCGGCGGCUCGCCGCUCCUGCUCGUCCCGCUCCUCAUGACCCCCGCGCCCCCGGCGGAGGAGCGCCAGCCGGCGGCGUCCAAGAUGCUGCCUAUCUACGUGGGCAUCGGCGUCCUCAUCGGCUUCGACAACCUCAUGUACUCGUACGCGCUCCAGUACCUCCCCGUGUCCACCUUCUCGCUCGUCGCCGCGACGCAGCUCGCCUUCAACGCCGUCACCUCCCGCCUCAUCAACGCGCAGCGCUUCACGGCGCUGAUCGCCAAUUCCGUGGUGUUGCUCACCUUCUCCGCCGCGCUCCUCGGCGUGGGCUCCGCCUCCGACGGGACCUCCUCCGGCGUGCCCCGCGGCAAGUACCCCGUCGGGUUCGUCCUCGUGCUGGCGGCGUCGGCGCUCUUCGCGCUCAUCAUGUCCCUCUUCGAGGCCACCUUCGAGAAGGUGAUCCGGGCGCGGACGCUGCGGUGGGUGCUGUCGCUGCAGAUGUACACGAACCUGGUGGCGGCGGCGGUAUCGGUGGCCGGGCUGAUGGCGUCGGGGGACUGGCGGACGAUCCCGGCGGAGAUGGCGGCGUUCAGGGACGGGAGGGCGCGGUACGUGCUGACGCUGGUGGGAACGGCGGUGUCGUGGCAGGCGGCGGCCGUGGGCAUGGUCCGGCUGGUCGCGAGGGUGUCGUCGCUGUUCGCCAACGUGACGGCCACGCUGUCGCUGCCGCUGGUGCCGGUGUUCGCGGUGGCGCUGUUCGGGGACAGGAUGACGGGGAUCAAGGUCGUGGCCAUGCUCAUGGCCGUCUGGGGGUUCCUCUCGUACGUGUACCAGCACUACGCCGACGGCCGCCGCGCCGGGAGGGCCGAGUGCCGCGUCUGCGCCGGCGCCGGCGCCGCGCGCGCGGGGAGCGACGCGGUUCUGCCCGCUUGAGUUGAGCCUCAGCCGUGGCUGAACAGGAUGAACCGUAGUAUGGAUCAAAUAGACAUAGUACUGGAUCAAAAAGGGUUUAUUGAAUUAUUGUACGUACGAGCUAGCUAUCUGCAUUCCAAACAGCACAGAGCUUUACUGGAAGAUGAAUGAAGCUUGAUGGAUGUUAAUUUUCUUUGUC